Megachile rotundata (alfalfa leafcutting bee) is the source of this 505-nucleotide messenger RNA. Its product is annotated as EF-hand calcium-binding domain-containing protein 11. Gene Ontology annotation, molecular function: calcium ion binding. Lineage: Eukaryota; Metazoa; Arthropoda; Insecta; Hymenoptera; Megachilidae. The record is from RefSeq and is a predicted model, not a curated record.
AUUCGUAAUGUCGCUCAAGGAAGUUUCCUUCCAGCUGAAUUCAUCCGACAAGCAAGAGAUGACGCACGUGUACAAGGAACGUGCGAAAACGGCUUUCGAUUAUGCUGACGUAGACUCCACGGGUUCGUUGACCAAACAACAAUAUAAAAUAGCGAUGACGGCCGUGUUUGGAUAUCGGCCGGAUAAAGUAGAGGUGAAGCAAGCUUUUCAGCACACUGAUAAAAUCCUGUACGAAGAGUUUGAAAGAUGGGUGCUUAAAAAAUGCGUCGCACAAGAUCCACACAUCAAUGCGGAAAUAAUAUUUGCUUUGUUAGAUAAGGAUUAUAAGGGGUACUUACUCUUGGAUGACUUUUAUUCCGCGAGCAAGUCUGUUGGUUUGAAGGUACCACUGUCGGUGUGGGAUGAAGUAUUCAAGGAUUUGGAUCGUUACAAAAGAGGAUACAUAGAUUUCGACGAAUUAUUACGUGUAUUACCGACAUAGAGACCUUACAUAGAGGUAGCGUUG